AUGGAACAGCUCUUAACGGCUAGGUGGGCUCAACAAUCUAACUCUCCCCUAGAGUCAGCACCAUCAUCACCGUUAAAAACAAGAUUGAGCGUUUCCAAAACAACUCUAUCAACAACAAUUAAAAAUUUUGAUGCUGUCGCUAGGAUUAAUCAAGAAAAAACUAGCAGCCUUAAUGGAUUGAAUUACUUGUAUGAUACCGAUGAUAGUGAAUCUGAUUCGGGAUCUUCAUCAGACUCUGAACAAAGUGAAGCUACAGAAAAACGGUAUCCAUUCACUAAUGCUGUCGAAGAAUACAAAAAGAAAACAAUCCUUUUAGGCUCAUCAAGAAAAAGCAAUAUUUCAUCUCCUCAAAAUCUGCCCUCAUCUCACAGAGUCGCUUCUCCAAGAAAUGAUACUGGCUAUCAAAGUGUAAAAACAACGAAGAAAAUACUUGGAAAAAAUCAUAUCGAUGAGUUAAAAUCUCAAGUAGUUGAUGACACAUGUUUUAUUGCUAAUAUAAUCAAGGGAAGCCCAACAUCAAAGAAGGAAAACUCAUCAAAGACUCCAACGAUUCUAAAAAAGGAGAAUGAAUCAAAAAAUGUUACUCCAAGUGUUAAAGAAGAUGGGCUAAAAUCUAUUUUGGACGAACAUAAAUUAGACAUUGAAGAAUUGGAGUUUUUAGAGGUUACUUCUUCUGAAGAUGAUGAAAUUGAGAUAACAAAAGAAAAAGUUGAAAUAAUUUCAGGAGAAGAUUCUAUCAGAAUUGAAAAAGAAUCUGCUCGUGAAUAUUUUGAACGACUGUUACAGGAUGCCAAAAAGAAAGAGCCAAAGGAAGUUAGAGAUUACGAGAGAAUGGCAGACUAUGCCCUGGAAAAGUCAUUGGAAUCUUUGAAAAAAACUAUUGACGAUGUUGAUAUCACAAAAACUGAGACCUUCCAACAUGUUUCACAGAGAAGAAGAAUGUACGACUCUCUCAAGAGAGGACUAGGUGCUAGAGAUUUCAUGGUGGGAGUAGCAGGAUCAAGCGAAGCAGCUGAUGAGUUGCUCUCUAAAAUUGGGUUAUCACCAAUCGCACCCAAGACACCUUCCUCUCCUCAUCCACCUAAUUCUCCAAGUAGUACUCCUCAAACAUCGUCACCAGUAAAGGAUAAAAAAUCUAAAAGAACUAAGGAAGAGGAAGAUAAAGUUCUUGACAGAUUAUCAAAACCGAGAAGCCAUCAUUUGUACAGAAAAAAUGAUGAAAAUAAUAAGAGUAUUACUCAUUCAGUGGCCACAUUAAGCGAAAAGUUUUUGGAUAGGAUGAAAAAUUAUGAAGAAAUGAAGAAAUUGAAACUUGAAGAGUUACGAUCUCAAAUGAAUCAAAAAAGAAAUCAAGAUAUUAGCUUUUCUCCUAGGAUUAACAAUAAUUCGAAAUCAAUACAUAGAAAUAUUAACUCUCUUCUCUCAUGGCACAAAGAAAAGAGCAUGAAACAUGAAAAGUUGCUCUUGAAGAAACAAGAAACCGAUUCAAUAAUUGAUUGUACUUUUUCUCCUGAAAUUAGUGAGCGAUCUCAACGAUUGGCAAAAAGAAAACCAAACAUUCCUUUAUCAUUGCGCGAUUAA
Molecule: messenger RNA, 1581 nt
Organism: Naegleria gruberi
Lineage: Eukaryota; Heterolobosea; Eutetramitea; Acrasida; Naegleriidae
Exons: 2
Coding region: 1-1581 (526 amino acids)
Source: RefSeq, a predicted model, not a curated record